AUGACCUCCGUUGUUGACAGCAUUAAUCGUACCUUGUUCUUCUCUGAUGUCCCUGAUGGUGUUUUGAAGCACAAGCCUGUGGAACGCGAUGUCCGCGACCUCUCGGACGUCAUCACCAACAUAGGCGCUGACAUUCACAGCACUCUCUUCUUUGAUGACUUGCAAAGUGUCGCCAACCAGGAUCGCCAUGCUGAGCUGAUUGAGGAAGAUAUGGCCAAACGCGAACAAAAACGCAAGGAAGUUGAAGUCAGCCCAACCAUUGAAAAGGAAGAACCAAAGGGUGCUACAAUGACAUUCACAGAGCUCAAGAAGGAGAUGGAUAACCGCACCAUUCCAUCCCCAUCGCUUGCUCGCAUUGAGAAGGUCAAUGCGCAAGUAGCCGCGGAGAAGAGAGAGGCGGAGUUGGCCAAGAUUGCCCAAGGACUCGAGAAGCAGCACAGCAAGAUGGGAUCGCUCAUGGCCAGGGUCAAGAAGGCCACCAAGUUCACUAGAGCAAAGGAGUAG
Molecule: messenger RNA, 504 nt
Organism: Seminavis robusta
Lineage: Eukaryota; Bacillariophyta; Bacillariophyceae; Naviculales; Naviculaceae
Source: the annotation of a GenBank genome assembly